GUGUAAUUUAUGUGCGCGCUUCACCUAGCCAGGCUGUGUGUGUGUUUUGUGAGUGAGUUCAGCACACGCAACUGGGACCGUGGAAAUGUCACGAGUUUACAUCGGCAGAUUGAGCUACCGCGCAAGGGAAAAAGAUGUCGAGAAGUUCUUUAAGGGUUACGGGAAGAUUUUGGAAGUCGACCUAAAAAACGGGUACGGGUUUGUUGAGUUCGAUGACCCUCGAGAUGCAGACGACGCGGUCUAUGACCUGAACGGAAAAGACUUGUGUGGUGAGAGAGUGAUUGUGGAGCACACAAAGGGACCGCGCCGAGAUGGGAGCUAUGGUUCCGGAAGGAGCGGGGGGUUCGCGCGCGGCGGGAGGGACCGCUACGGGCCGCCGGUGCGCACGGAGUACCGGCUCAUUGUGGAGAACCUCUCCAGCCGCUGCAGCUGGCAGGACCUGAAGGACUACAUGCGUCAGGCGGGGGAAGUGACGUACGCCGACACCAACAAGGGCCGCAAGAACGAGGGGGUGAUCGAGUUCCGGCUGUACUCGGACAUGAAGCGCGCCCUGGAGAAGCUCAACGGCACCGAGGUCAACGGCCGCAAGAUCCGCCUCAUCGAGGACCGGCCCGGGUCCCGGCGCCGCCGGUCCUACUCCCGCAGCCGCAGCAGGUCCAGGUCUCGCUCCAGGAGUAGGCGCUCCCGUAAGAGCCGCAGCCGCAGUGAGAGCACCAACAGCAGCCGCUCACGCUCCAGGGUGGCCUCUCGCUCCCGCAGCCGCAGCCGGGACCAGAAGAAGGCGCGGGGCCGGCGGGAGGGCGAGGACCGGAGCAACGGGGCGCGGAGGAGCAGGAGCAGGAGCCGAGAGAGGAGGCCCGGGAGGAGCCGCAGCAGGAGCCGCAGCCACAGCCCCAAGAGCAAACGGGGCAAGGGCGGCGCCAAGAAGGGCCGCAAGGACGAGUCCGGCUCCCGGUCCCGCUCCAGGUCCCGCUCCCGCUCCCGCUCCGGGAACAAGGACCGCGGCCGGAAGUCCGGCUCCAAGCCCCGCGAGGUGAAGAGCGACCGGGAGGAGGAAGGCAGCGCGGCCGGGGCGGAGAGGGCCUCCCGCUCCCGCACGCCCUCCCCGCCCAAACCCCGCCUCAAGUCCAAGUCCAAGUCCAAAUCCAAGUCCAAGUCCAAAUCGCCCUCCCCGCCACCCAAAGCCAGGUCUCGCUCCCCUUCCGCCUCACGCUCCGAAUCCCGCUCCAAGUCCCGCUCCCACUCGCGCUCCCGCUCCCGGUCCCGGUCCCAGUCCUGAGGUGCAACAUCACACACACCCCCCCCCCGGUCCCUUCCCCAAAUCCUCCCCACCCACCCCCACAUUUGUCCAAUUUCGUUCCCCCUUUCCCCCCCUUUUUUGAUAAAUAGUUGUAGGAAGACUCGGCACUCCUGCCUGAUGUGUCAUAUAUAUAUAUAUAUGCUUCCCUUUGUUUUCAUUAUGACUGAUAAUACAUCCUUACACAGUAGUGCUGUCUCUUAUUGGAGGUGUUUGUAAAAUAUUAAGUAUGUGAGUUUAGUCUGAGUGGGUAUUGCUCAGAUAGAUUUUUAUAAGUUGAAAAGUGUCUAAAUGCCGUAAUGGGUGUCUUAACCUUUGUAUUGCAUACUUUAAAAAAGCAUCCCGUGUUGACAGAACUGUGUGGGGUGGGAUUACUGUGAUUUUAUUCUGUUGCAUCCUUCAACUUUGUGGGAAGUCCUUUUACCAGUUAAAAAAUAAAAAAAUUUGCCUGA
Conger conger (European conger) is the source of this 1749-nucleotide messenger RNA. RefSeq names its product serine and arginine rich splicing factor 4 (gene srsf4). The transcript has 6 exons. Gene Ontology annotation, cellular component: nucleus; cytoplasm; ribonucleoprotein complex. The record is from RefSeq and is a predicted model, not a curated record. Bases 86 to 1279 code for a protein of 397 amino acids. NCBI's taxonomy places the organism in Eukaryota, Metazoa, Chordata, Actinopteri, Anguilliformes, Congridae. Gene Ontology annotation, molecular function: mRNA binding. Gene Ontology annotation, biological process: alternative mRNA splicing, via spliceosome; mRNA splice site recognition.